Molecule: messenger RNA, 928 nt
Organism: Rattus rattus (black rat)
Lineage: Eukaryota; Metazoa; Chordata; Mammalia; Rodentia; Muridae
Product: PRELI domain containing protein 3B
Exons: 1
Coding region: 86-673 (195 amino acids)
Biological process (GO): phospholipid transport
Cellular component (GO): mitochondrial intermembrane space
Molecular function (GO): phosphatidic acid transfer activity
Source: RefSeq, a predicted model, not a curated record
GGCCGGCCCGGACGGGGCGGGGCUGCAAACUUCUGUGCCUCACUGUCUCUGGACACUGAGGGACACCGGGCAGGCGGCUGGCACCAUGAAGAUCUGGACUUCGGAGCACGUCUUUGACCAUCCAUGGGAAACAGUUACUACAGCUGCAAUGCAGAAAUACCCAAACCCCAUGAACCCGAGCGUGGUUGGCGUUGAUGUGCUGGACAGACAUGUCGAUCCCUCUGGAAAGUUGCACAGCCACAGACUGCUCAGCACGGAGUGGGGCCUGCCUUCCAUUGUGAAGUCUCUUAUUGGUGCAGCAAGAACGAAAACAUACGUGCAAGAGCAUUCUGUAGUUGACCCGAUAAGAAGGACGAUGGAGCUCAAGUCCACCAACAUCUCAUUUACAAAUAUGGUCUCAGUGGACGAGAGGCUCACUUACAAGCCACAUCCUCAGGACCCAGAGAAAACUGUCUUAACCCAGGAAGCCCUCAUCACUGUGAAGGGGGUCAGCCUUAGCAGCUACCUUGAAGGACUCAUGGCAAGCACCAUAUCUUCCAAUGCUAACAAAGGCCGAGAAGCAAUGGAGUGGGUGAUACAUAAACUGAACGCUGAGAUUGAAGAGUUGGCAGCAUCAGCAAGAGGAAGCAUAAGGACACCAAUGGCGGCGGCGGCAGCAUUAGUGGACAAAUGACAGUGGAAAUUGGUGUGCAGCCUCGGGGCCCCAGGACUCUCAAGCUGGCAUCAUAUCAUUUGUUAUUUAAAAGACAAUUAUUUUAGGUAGUUUUUUUUUGUUUUGUUUUGUUUUUUUUAUGAGCUGGGGUAAAGCUGUGACUUUGGAUCAAAACAAAAGAUCCAGAGCUUCUAAAUCAAAGGGAUCCUCUGAGGCUAGGACUGAGAGGACUGACUGGGAGAGGCUGUGUUCAUGUGAACAGUUAAUGGGUUUGUU